AUGGCGAUUUCUUCAGCUGCAGCCUCAGCUUCCACUAAGCUCAUUUACCCAUAUGCAUCUUCAUCUUCUCCUUCUUCUUCUUCAUCUUCUUCUUCUUAUCCUUCAAGCACUGCCAUUUUAGCCUCUAGACCCACAUCGAAACUGACCCAUCUCUCUUCUUCGUUCAUAAACCCAUCCACCAUUCUCCACCUCACACCAGUUACCUCAACUGCCCCCACUCGCCAAUCCCGGUCAUUCACAAUCCGAGCUGCUCGUGGGAAAUUCGAGAGGAAGAAACCCCAUGUCAAUAUCGGCACAAUAGGCCACGUCGACCACGGCAAGACCACUCUCACUGCUGCUCUGACUAUGGCUUUGGCUUCCACCGGAGGAGGCGCCCCAAAGAAGUACGACGAAAUUGACGCAGCCCCAGAGGAGCGUGCUCGUGGUAUCACCAUCAAUACCGCCACCGUCGAGUACGAGACCGAAAACAGGCAUUACGCCCAUGUCGACUGCCCUGGUCACGCUGACUAUGUGAAGAACAUGAUUACUGGUGCUGCCCAGAUGGACGGAGCUAUCCUCGUCGUUUCAGGUGCCGAUGGCCCAAUGCCUCAGACCAAGGAGCACAUUUUGUUGGCUAAGCAAGUGGGUGUGCCUAACAUGGUGGUUUUCUUGAAUAAACAGGACCAAGUUGAUGAUGAGGAGCUUUUGCAGCUUGUGGAAUUAGAGGUUCGUGAGUUACUUUCUUCGUAUGAGUUUCCUGGUGAUGAUGUGCCUAUUAUUUCUGGUUCUGCUUUAUUAGCUUUAGAGGCUUUAAUGGCUAAUCCCAGCAUUAAACGAGGAGAGAACCAAUGGGUUGAUAAAAUUUAUGAGCUUAUGGACUCUGUUGAUGAUUACAUUCCAAUCCCACAACGCCAAACUGAUCUCCCAUUUUUACUUGCCAUAGAAGAUGUGUUUUCAAUUACAGGUCGUGGUACUGUGGCCACUGGCCGUAUUGAAAGGGGUACCAUUAAGGUUACCGAUACAGUCGAAAUUGUUGGUCUAAGGGACACCAGAACCACUACAGUUACUGGGGUUGAAAUGUUUCAGAAAAUCCUUGAUGAUGCUAUGGCUGGUGAUAAUGUGGGAUUGUUGCUUAGAGGUAUUCAGAAGGCUGAUAUACAGAGAGGGAUGGUUUUGUCUAAGCCUGGUACCAUUACCCCACAUACCAAGUUUGAGGCAAUUGUGUAUGUGUUGAAGAAGGAAGAGGGUGGCCGGCAUUCGCCCUUUUUCGCAGGUUACAGGCCUCAGUUUUACAUGAGGACUACUGAUGUCACUGGUAAAGUGCUCACCAUUAUGAAUGAUAAGGAUGAAGAGUCUAAGAUGGUUAUGCCUGGCGACCGUGUCAAGAUGGUUGUCGAACUCAUUGUUCCAGUGGCUUGUGAGCAGGGAAUGAGGUUUGCCAUUAGAGAAGGAGGGAAAACAGUCGGAGCUGGUGUUAUUCAAUCCAUAAUUGAGUAAAAAAGAGGAACUUUACUUUUGGAGCCUGUUAGCAAACUUUGUCAUUCUCACCAUUUUGAGUGGUGUCAAAAACUUUUAUGUUAUCAGCUUAAUUCUUGUUUAGUUUUGGGACUUAACUCAAUAUCCUUUCCUUUUAUUCAAUGUCAUAUAUUUUGUAGGCUUGUUUCCCUUUUCUCCCUUUUAUUGUUGUUUAGUCUAGCUGGAUGAUGUCUUUGGUGAUAAUUGAUAUAAUUCAACAAAAGUUUGGCUUUAA
Molecule: messenger RNA, 1729 nt
Organism: Cannabis sativa
Lineage: Eukaryota; Viridiplantae; Streptophyta; Magnoliopsida; Rosales; Cannabaceae
Product: elongation factor Tu, chloroplastic
Exons: 1
Coding region: 1-1476 (491 amino acids)
Biological process (GO): mitochondrial translational elongation
Cellular component (GO): mitochondrion
Molecular function (GO): translation elongation factor activity; GTP binding; GTPase activity
Source: RefSeq, a predicted model, not a curated record